Messenger RNA from Caenorhabditis angaria, 1785 nucleotides. The record is from the annotation of a GenBank genome assembly. NCBI's taxonomy places the organism in Eukaryota, Metazoa, Nematoda, Chromadorea, Rhabditida, Rhabditidae.
AUGAUUCGAUUGUUCAUUUUUUCCGCCUUAUGGGUUGGAAUUACUGCAACAGAAAAUUCGACUUUGAUUGAUGCAGUGAGUUAGAAAUUAGACAAUUCAGGAUGUGCCAAAAAUUAAAGGAUAAAUUCAAAUUCAAAUAAUAAAUUUAUAAUCGAAGGUCACGCAAAAAUUAUUAUUUUUUCGUGGAACUUUUUUUGAGAUUCCAAAACGGGGCCCAAUUUUUCAUAAACCCAAUCGAACCAGUUUUUCUCUGAAUUUUUACUCACGGAAAUUUUUGUGAUUUCAAAAAAAAAAAUAGUCCGAUUCAGAUAUUUUGGGAAGUGGAUAUAAUUCAAAAUCUCUAAAUUUAACAUUUUUCUAGUUUUCAGUUUCAAACGAUAUAUUUCUUAUAAAUAUUGUUUUAUUGCAAAUUUCUAAUAUUCCUUGUCCAAAGAAUAAUUUUUUCAAAUCGUCCCAAAAGUGAACAUCUGUGUAAUUCAAUAAAUAAUUCAUCGAAUCCAAAAAAAUCGAUCACUCAAUCAAUCAGAAUUCUAAAUUAAUAUUGUUCAUCAAUUGCAGACUCCAUUGUGCAUCGAAUAUGCAGAUUGUAUACACAAAGCACAACAGAAGGCUGAAGAGUGUCACCUUUUGGAAAACAACACCGAGGUUUGUCAUGACUAGAAUAAAAAAUGAAUCAGUAGACAAAUAAAUUGAAUUCUCAUCAAUGUCGCUUCUAGAAUAUGCUAUUACUUUGGUCAAAAGCAGUCAGGAGAAUGUGUUAUCGGAGAAAGGUUUUUUUUGAGUAGGCAUGAAACUAUUUUUAUGAUUAUCAUAUUUUGGAUAAAUAACUCUUUGCAUUUCUUCCAAAACCUUGCAGUGCGCGAUAAGUUUACUUAUUAACAUGCAUACCAAGGGCACGUAUCAAAAAAAUACCUUGUUUUCACAUUUGAAACUUUUAAAUUACAGGUAACAAAUGGUAAGAAAGGUCAGUGCACUGAAGCGAAACGAAUUCAUUUGGAAAUUCGUACGAUCCACGAUAAAGUGAGUUGUUUUCUCAUUCUUUCACUCAUAGUUGUUUUUCAUAUGGAUCAUUUAGCUUGCUGAUGAGAUUGAAAGUUGUGUUCGUGACAAAUCAGAAGAUGUUCUUGGAUUGAGUGAAAAGAAACAUGAGCGAUGUCAAUCAAUUUUGAAAAAGAAUGCAAAACGAGCUGCUAUUGAACCACAAAAACGUAGAUCGAAGAAAGAGAAGAAUAGUUUGAAAGUUGCUGCGAAGGUACGUGUGAAUGACAGAAAUAUAAAAUGUAGAAAUCAAAUAUUCAAAAUUCCAGACAUGCAACAAAGACGCUCGCCGACUAAAAACUCAAUGCGCCCGACUCGCCAAGUGCUGUUCAGCUGCUCGAGUGUUCGUUUUUUCUUCCUCAUUUAAUCGGCGUCACAUUAAGCACUUGACCAAACAACAAUUUUCAGGUGUCAUCGUAAUGAGGAUAAAAUUGAGUUGGAAAAAAAGAAAGUGGCGUUGAAAGAAGCCACCAGAGAAUGCGCCAAUGCAACAAGAAAAGGAGCUAGAAAGGGGAAAAACGGUAAACGUGGUGGCGAAGAUAAGGAACGAGAAGGGAAAAAGGCAAAAGGUGAUAAUAAAAAACGUGGAGGUAAUAUUGGAAAAUCAUUGGAACGAGCAGCUAACAAGAAAAAAGAAGCGCCAAUUGGUGGAAAGAAAUUGGCAGCAGCUGUAAGUUUCAAAGGAGAUCUAAUCUGACAUUCAAAAUAAUCUGUUUACAGCUCGAAGAUAUGCCACAUUCAUCAUAA